AUGACCAGGAUAACCAUCGUCGGACUGAAACCGGAGACGACCUACGAGGUCAAGAUGUCCGCCAUCAACGGCAAAGGCGAAGGCGAGAGCAGCCGUUCCAGCACUUUCAAGACGGAGCCAGUCCAAGGGGAACCAACUUCUCCCAUACUAGAAGUCACACCUGUAAAGAGCAGUAAUUCUGCUAAAGUCAAGUGGACCAAGCAGGAUGACGGAGGCUCACCCAUUAAGCACUACCUGAUCAGAUACAAGGCUGUGAGUACACCGGGCAAGGAGGUAACAGGGUGCCACUUUGCCACUUUCUCCAUUUCUUCACCAAUUAGCAUGAGGAAAAAAACAAAGUCCUGGAGACACCCUGCUGGCAAAUGGCAGCAGGAGAUACCAGCUGGGUUCUAUCAGGAGGAGAAGCGCCAAUAG
Messenger RNA from Xiphophorus maculatus (southern platyfish), 414 nucleotides. RefSeq names its product neural cell adhesion molecule 1-like. The coding region runs from base 1 to 414 and encodes 137 amino acids. Gene Ontology annotation, molecular function: protein binding. The record is from RefSeq and is a predicted model, not a curated record. Lineage: Eukaryota; Metazoa; Chordata; Actinopteri; Cyprinodontiformes; Poeciliidae. The transcript is spliced from 3 exons.